CGUCAUGGCUGUCACGCAGGGCACUUCGUUGUGACUGCGCAUCUCGGGAGUGGGCCAUGGACCAUUUAACGUUGUUUGGGAGGGAUAUUCCCCCGCGCCAGUGUUCCGAAGGUGGAAAUAUGCCCAUAUAUGCUGUUUAAUUCCGCUGAAUGGCUCCACUCCUGCUCGUCGCAGUGAUGAUCACCGUGCUGAUCGCAGCUGCGGGCUCCACAGGCUCCGGCGCAGCUUCAUCCGCAGCGUCCCUCUCUGCAGUGCACGAGCAGCGUCUGGCAAAGUUAUCAUUGCAUCUUGUGAAGCUCUCUUCCACGCACGACAGAGGCAGCGCUGGAAUCACAAGGGGAUCGCAGGCUCAAGCAUAUGCGCCUAUGCUUAAAGGAAUCUUUGACCACAUCUACCAGCUCAUCUUUGACUACAUCUUCAGACUGGAAGACCCGUUACCUUUUCCUCACUUUAACCUGAAAUUUGACAGCACUCUGGUUCGCGGCAAACUGUCGCUGACCGGGCUGCAGGUGAUGCAUGUGCGAGAGCUGAAGGUGCAAUCUUACUCACUCAACAUAGGCAGCAUGUGCGCAACGUUCCAAACAAUCCUGCCGCACUUCUCGAUUCACACCAACUAUGACAUUGUCGUGGAAAACGCCGCAUUUCCGGUACACCGCAAGGGAAAAGCUAAGCUUGAGAUGCAGAAUGUCAAUGUCGACACAGACCUAUGCCUCACUCUGUUCCCGUUGACGGUUAAGACGGCCCACAUGAAGGUGGUGGUUACCAAAAAUAAAGUAAAUGUGGAGAACUUGUUUCCCAACCAAAAACUCAACAAAAUUAUUAACGUUGCUGCAACGGAAGCUCUGCCGCCUUUGGUCCAAGAACUCCAAAAAGCUAUAACGUACUACAUAAUGCAAUAUAUUGACAAGCAAAUUCUAGACAUACUACCGUUUGAGAAUUUUCCGUAGCAUAAAUGUAUGUUGCCGACAUUAGGUUAAUCAUUUGUCAGCUUAAGGUAAGCGAGGCAGUGUGUAACAGACCUUUGUAUUUCGAAAAUGGCACGUCCAGAACGAAACGUGAAUGUUUAUAUUAUGUCUUCUGACUGAAUGACUAAGGUGAAUUGUCAUCAAUAAACCCGUGGUUGAAGAGGUGUAACGGAACGGCGGUGAGAGGGCGGCCAAGCCACGCUAACUAGUAAGCAAGGAGAAGCUGUUUUCUCCCUGUCCCCAUUUCUCAAUCCUUCCCUUUGUUACUCACAUUGAGAAAAUUUUUUGAGCCUGAGCACUUAACAUUUUGUCCCGAGACCGAAAGUUUCUGACGCACUAUAUAGUUGUGCCUGGGCACCAAAGUUUUGUUGCCGAGCAUUAAUUAAAAUUUUGUUGCCACGCACAGUAAUUUUGGUGGCGGGAACUAAUUUUUUUGUGCCAGGAGCAAAGUACGACGCACUAAACAACCGUCUAGUGCUCGGCAGGAAAAAUUCUUCUCCGUGCACUGCCCCACUGUCGUUACACACUGUGCAGCGUUGCCGCAGCGGUGCUCAGGGCGACAGUGACUGCCGGCUCUCCCGAUAGGUCGAGCCACCGUCGCGCUCCGGGUGAGCCAGAGGCCCUCCCCUAACUUGACGAACCUCGCUCAGUUGCGGACCUCGCUCAGUUGCCAACCUCGCUCAGUCGCCGACCUCGCUCACUUGCAGGGUCUCCCACCUCGCUCAGUUGCCGACCUCGCUCAGUUGCGCGCGUCUCGUUUUAUGGUCAGAAUACCAAUGAAAUAUUUGUAUAUUAUAUAUUACGUUUAAGUUAUAAAAUGUACCUGUGUCGCUGGCUUAAUACCGUCAGUUUUAAAGAAAUUACAAUGUAUGCGGUUUUAAAAUUAAAUUUAUUCAGAGUAAAACAAGUAA
Molecule: messenger RNA, 1876 nt
Organism: Frankliniella occidentalis (western flower thrips)
Lineage: Eukaryota; Metazoa; Arthropoda; Insecta; Thysanoptera; Thripidae
Exons: 6
Coding region: 150-947 (265 amino acids)
Source: RefSeq, a predicted model, not a curated record